This is a messenger RNA of Frankliniella occidentalis (western flower thrips), 1441 nucleotides long. RefSeq names its product probable beta-hexosaminidase fdl. Gene Ontology annotation, molecular function: beta-N-acetylhexosaminidase activity. NCBI's taxonomy places the organism in Eukaryota, Metazoa, Arthropoda, Insecta, Thysanoptera, Thripidae. The record is from RefSeq and is a predicted model, not a curated record. The transcript is spliced from 8 exons. Gene Ontology annotation, biological process: carbohydrate metabolic process; ganglioside catabolic process; glycosaminoglycan metabolic process. Gene Ontology annotation, cellular component: membrane. The annotation marks the transcript as partial.
AUGAGCCUGCGACGGCAGCCUCUAAAAUCAUCAAAUUUGGAUAAUAAGGUAAAAUUAAGUGACAAUGUUUUAAAAUUUGGUCAAGGAUUAAACGGAAUAGAUAAUGCUUACACCCUCAUCUCUACACAGGAUUACGCUAGUGGUGGCCCCCUCCGCAAACCCGCUAAGGAACUCUAUGUGGUUAGAGUGCGUUCAACUGCCCUCACUUCAGUAGCCGCAAUUGCUUGCAGGGCGCCGAGCUACGAGUACCGGUGCGACGCGCGGCGCGGCGGCUGCGUCAGGACGACAAAACAGUCCGGCCAGCUCGAGCGGCGGAACAGCAGCGCCUGGGACGAGUUCGCAUGGUCCUUGCGUGCGUGUCAGGUGCGGUGCGGGCGCGCGGGGUCGCUGUGGCCGCUGCCGACGGGCGCGGUGUCGCUGGGCGCGCGGCUGGCGGUGGUGACCGCGGGGGACCUGCUGCUGCCGCCCUCCUGCGCCUCCUCGCCGCGCCUCGCCCACCUGCUGCAUCUCGCGCACCGCGGCCUGCAGCGCCGCCUCCAGGCCGAGGAGGUCGCCUCCCGCGCCCAGUACGCGCGCGGCGGCCACGCCCGGGCGCUGCGGCCGCCGUGGACCCUGCCCCCCGACCUCGACCCCCGGGCGCAGCUCCGCCGAGGGCGCAGCCGGCGCAGUGCAGCGGCCUCGACAGCGCAGCUCGACGUGGAGGUGUGCGUCCAGGGAGACUCCCUCGCCCUGGACUGGUACACCGACGAGAGCUACGCUCUCGAUGGCCUCUACGAGGAAGAGCCGCGGCAGGACGACGAGGGACGUGCCCGACGAGUGCUCAAGGCCAGGAUCGUGGCCGCCACGUACUUCGGCGCUCGCCACGCCUUGGAGACCCUCUCGCAGCUCGUGGCGCACACAGGUCCACCCCCUGACGGCAACUCCGACGGCAGCCUCGUGGUCCCGGACCGCUUCUCGGUGACGGACGCUCCCGCCUACCCGCACCGGGGCCUGCUGCUCGACACGUCCAGGAACUACUACACACCCGCGUACAUCCGCACCACCAUCAACGCCAUGGCCCAGAACAAGCUCAACGUGCUGCACUGGCACAUCACGGACUCGCAGAGCUUCCCUUACGAGUCGAACAGCCUCCCCCAGAUGUCUGCGUACGGCGCUUUCUCUGCCAGGCAGACGUACCCCUCGCGGACGGUGCGCGAGCUGAGCCGCUUCGCGCUGGCCCGCGGCGUGCGGCUGCUGCCCGAGCUGGACGCGCCCGCGCACGCAGCGGCCGGCUGGGGCUGGGGCCGGGCCGCGGGGCUGGGCGAGCUGGUCGUGUGCGCCGCGCAGCAGCCCUGGAUCCGCUACUGCGUCGAGCCGCCCUGCGGACAGCUCAACCCAGCCAACCCCAACGUGUACCGCGUCCUCGCCGCACUCUUCCAAGACAUGCUCAAGGACUUCUACG